AUGCAAAACACGCCAUUCUUAUGGUAUGUCACCGGGCAACUUGACGAUCUCGACGAAUUGGUUAAGGAUGCGAACAACACGAGGAAUAUGAAAAAGAUCAAGCGGUCUUCGAUUUUAACAAUACGACAGAGAUACAGCAUGAUUGUUCUGAGAUCGACA
Messenger RNA from Acaulospora colombiana, 159 nucleotides. The record is from the annotation of a GenBank genome assembly. NCBI's taxonomy places the organism in Eukaryota, Fungi, Glomeromycota, Glomeromycetes, Diversisporales, Acaulosporaceae.